Molecule: messenger RNA, 1149 nt
Organism: Fonsecaea monophora
Lineage: Eukaryota; Fungi; Ascomycota; Eurotiomycetes; Chaetothyriales; Herpotrichiellaceae
Exons: 3
Coding region: 1-1149 (382 amino acids)
Source: RefSeq, a predicted model, not a curated record
AUGUCGACCACAUCGCUAGUCGAGCAGCAGCAGCAGGAGCCAGGUUUCGUGAAGCUGGAGCUUCGAACUGCUUACGGGCCCGUCUAUCGUAACGUGUCGACGAACCCGCCGCGAGAUGCCCGGCCGGACGAGAUCCCGUUGAUCGAUCUCAGCCCCAUCUACGGCGACUUCAAAGCACGCAAGGCUCUCGCCCAGACCAUCAAGCACGCGGCCGAGAACACGGGCUUCUUCUACAUCCGCAACCACGGCAUCCCUGAAUCCACGGUCGACGCUGCACUAAACGCAGCGAAGACCUUCUUCGCACAACCCGAGGACAAGAAGAUGUUGGUGUCCAAGUCCCUGGGGAAGUGGUACAAUGGCUAUUCAGGGAAGAUGACGGCCAUGGCCAGUCCCACGGAAGGAUUGGACUACCGUGAAUCCUUCUCGUGGAGAUAUGAGCCGCAAUACGACCCGGACCCGAAGGACCCUGACGCCGUUCCGCCAGAAGUUCAGCCGUACAUCCGCGGCGAGAACUACGUCUGGGAGGGCACCGACCACCUGCCCGGGUUCAAGAGGGACUGCAUCGCCUACUGGCAGGAAUGCCUGAAGCUGGCGCGGCGGCUGGUCCGCAUCUUCGCCCUCUGCCUCAACCUGCCCGAGGACUACUUUGACGCCGUGACGACGUACCCGGGCAGCGACGGCGUUUUCAACUACUACCCCCCGACCAUGUCGUCGGCCGAGAAGAAGGACGCCGCCGAGAGCCAGGACGUCGGCCUCGGCUCCCACACCGACCUCCAGUGCUUCACGCUGCUGUGGCAGGACAUGAACGGCGGUUUGCAGGUGCUCGGUCGCGACGGCCAGUGGAUCAAGGCGACACCCGUGAAAGGCACCUUUGUCGUCAACAUCGGCGACUAUCUGAUGCGCUUGACCAACGAUCGCAUGAAGUCGACCGUGCACAGAGUCUACAACCGAUCCACGAUCGACAGAUAUUCGAUGCCCUUCUUCUUCGGCUUCAAUUUCAACGAAAAGUGCGGCGUCCUGCCUAGCUGCGUCGACGAGGACAACCCCCCAAAGUACGAACCCAUCUCGUGUGGCGACUGGUGUCAGUUGAGGUUCCAGCAGGGCGACAUGGACAAGGAUAAGGACAAGAAGGUGGCUGCUGUGUACUGA